Messenger RNA from Eimeria acervulina, 609 nucleotides. RefSeq lists its product as hypothetical. NCBI's taxonomy places the organism in Eukaryota, Apicomplexa, Conoidasida, Eucoccidiorida, Eimeriidae. The coding region runs from base 1 to 609 and encodes 202 amino acids. The transcript has a single exon. The record is from RefSeq and is a predicted model, not a curated record.
AUGGAGCGUCCUUGCGGGCGCCGCUGCUUUCUUCUGUUUUUCUUCUUUUUCUUAUCUUCAUAUUCAACUAGCAAUGAGAUUCUUGCUUCUGCUGCAGGGGCAGCAGAAGCAGCAGGGGAUGCUGCGUUGCUGCUCGCUGAGCAGCCGCAGCAGCCUCCCCAGCAGCAGCUUCAGCAGCCGUCACAGCACUUGCAGCUGAUGUCACAGCAACUAGGGGAUAGCGAGCCUCUGGAAGGAGCAGCAGCAGCAGCAGCAGCAACAGCAACAGCAACAGCAGCAGCUGCAGCAGAUUCAGAUGAUGGAGAAGAAGAUAUGUUUAAUGACGAUUCUACUCAUCGUAGAGAAGAAGACAGGCCGAGGACAACUAAGCGUCUGUACACCACAAAGAGAAGCAUGCGCCCGGGAUCCAAAGGCGGGAACCAAGCAGCUCUAGGAAAAGUAUUAUCUGUUGCAGUGCUUGUGCUUAUGGCUUGUAUAUUUCUGGGUUUACGCAGCAAAGGGGGCCCUCCUGAAGAUGAAGAAGAUGAUGAUGAGGAGGAAGAAGCAGCAGCAAGAGAGAAAGGAGACUCGCAGCAGCAGCAAGAAGACGUCGAACAGGAUGAGCAGUAG